Colletotrichum destructivum is the source of this 1149-nucleotide messenger RNA. RefSeq lists its product as uncharacterized. Lineage: Eukaryota; Fungi; Ascomycota; Sordariomycetes; Glomerellales; Glomerellaceae. The transcript is spliced from 3 exons. The record is from RefSeq and is a predicted model, not a curated record. Bases 69 to 686 code for a protein of 205 amino acids.
ACCACACCAAAAAGCUUGUCUUCUCUUCGUAUCUCAGCAAAGCAUCGCAGUCCUCGACCUCGAUAACCAUGGUUCACCUACUGUCCUUCCUGGCCCUCGGAUUUGCCGGGGCCGCUAUUGCCAGCCCGCUCGCCAGCAUCCAACAACGCCAAGACGCAGCCCUCACUAUAACUAGCCUUGAGUACUCUGGAGAAGGUUGCCCUGAAGGAUCACUGCAAGGAACCCUCGGGAUCGAUGGCGACUUUGAUGUGUUUUACAAAAACCUGACGGCCUCCAUCAAACCUGGAGAACCCAAGGUCAACAUCCGGUGUCAGAUCAAGGUCGGCCUCCAGACUUCGGCCUCCAAGCAGCUCGUCAUCCUGAGUGGGGCUUACAAGGGCCAUGUGAGGUUGACCGAGGGUGCCUGGGCCAAGAACCAGAACCAGUACAAGUUUGCCAACAACCCCGGUGAGAUCGAUAUGGAAUGGCCCUUCAAGGGCCCUGUCGACGUCGCAACCGUGUUUAGCAACAAGCUUAACACCGAGUUCCAGUCCGGCUGCAACUCUAACGGAGGCCAGUUUACCCUGAUCAUCAACAACUACCUGACAAUGACGACCGAAGGAACCGGCGAGGGUGAAAUCUCUGUUCAGGAGUUGGACGGCGCCAUCGAACAAUCCAUCAAGCUGGCGACCAAGGAUUGCCCGUAGAUUAGGAGCUCAUAGUAGAAGCACAUAUGUGGUCUCCAGCCAGAGCUACGGCAUCCAUAGUUGAGCCCGCGGCUCGAGGUAGUACUUGAACCAAAGACUCUCUAGAACGGCUGAACCCCAUGAUCUUGAGUCCGUAACGUCCGGUCCUCAUCUUCAAACUUUGAAAACAACAGCUCUACGCUCUUGUUGCCCAUUGAGAUUCGUCAUUGGACCACCAAAUCUUUGUAAACAGUGCCAAUCCACCCACGCGACAGUAUGCAAACGGCAACAAGAUUUGCGAGAAACACUUUUGUUAGAGGCAAGAUUCAUUGAUCUCAACUCGUGUCCAGAGUCUCUCCGGCUACAAGUCUGGUGACAUUUCUGAAUGUCGACCAAUGCUGAUACAGAAGGCUCGCUAUUCAAAAGUAGUACAUCCCUUUAUCGGAACAAUGCUCCUCCUCCCUUCAUAAACCGUAUUUCAUUC